AUGAAGGUGAACACAGCACAGUUCAUGGCGCUCUAUGCCUGGUAUUCCUGGCCCAACGUGGUUCUUUGCUUCUUUGGAGGUUUUCUGAUAGACAGAGUAUUUGGAAUACGGUUGGGCACCAUAAUAUUUAGUAUCUUUGUUUGUGUGGGACAGGUGAUUUUUGCUUUGGGAGCACUACUUAAUACUUUCUGGCUGAUGGAUGUGGGCAGAUUCAUAUUUGGAAUAGGUGGAGAGUCCUUAGCAGUGGCACAAAACACGUAUGCAGUCAGUUGGUUUAAAGGGAAGGAGUUAAAUCUUGUGUUUGGAUUGCAACUAAGCAUGGCCAGAAUUGGGAGUACAGUGAACAUGAAUAUCAUGGGAUGGAUAUACUCGGGAGUUCGAGAUCUUCUGGGGUAUACUGGUCCCAGUACUCUUGGGUUAAGUCUCAUGAUAGGUGGUGUAACUUGUCUCUUCUCACUGGCCUGUGCAUUAAUCCUGGCUUAUCUGGACAAGAGAGCAGAGAAGCUCCUUUGUAAAGAACAAGGGAAAACAGGUGAAGUGAUUAAGCUAACUGAUGUGAAGGACUUCUCCCUGUCCUUGUGGCUUAUAUUUGUAAUCUGUGUCUGUUACUAUGCAGCAGUUUUUCCUUUCAUUGGACUUGGAAAGGUUUUCUUUAUUGAGAAAUUCAAUUUCUCAUCUCAAGAAGCAAGUGCAAUUAACAGUAUUGUGUAUAUCAUAUCAGCACCCAUGUCCCCGGUCUUUGGACUCCUGGUGGAUAAACUUGGGAAGAAUAUCGUCUGGGUUUUAUGUGCUGUAAUAACUACACUUGCUUCUCAUAUUAUGUUGGCUUUUACCUUCUGGAACCCCUGGAUAGCAAUGUGUUUGCUAGGAGUGGCCUACUCAUUGCUGGCCUGUGCCCUGUGGCCCAUGGUGGCCUUUGUUGUUCCAGAACACCAGCUGGGAACUGCUUAUGGCUUUAUGCAGUCUAUCCAGAAUCUUGGUCUGGCAGUUAUUGCUAUAGCAGCUGGGAUGAUUCUGGACACAAGAGGAUACUUGUUUCUUGAAGUCUUCUUCAGUGCUUGUGUUUGCUUGUCACUGGUAGCUGUAGUCAUGCUGUAUUUUGUGAAUCACCUCACAGGUGGUGAUCUCAACUGGUCUGCAAAGAAAAGGGAAAAACUGCAGAAAGUAGCUGCAGCUGAAGCAGAAGAACAAGAGAGACUCAGACGUCAAAAUGAAGAUGACUUGGCUAAAUUACGGCCAAAAGCUGAUGACUUUAGUUUAAGGAAUAAAUACCUCUCCAAACUAGGCGCUCAGCUACCAGAUAAUUACUCUACCUAUUUAUCGACAAUGGUACACAGAAGUGUGUUGAAAUAGCAUCUUGCCCCACUUGCAAAAGCAGAAAUAUACUGAAGUUCCUGGUACACAAAACUGUUUCCAGUACUGACAACUACCACAGCAAAAGCAGAGUGAUGCACCAUACAUUUCUGCAAGCAUAGAUCCUACUUCUAAAAUACUUGGCUUAAGGUCCCUGUCUGCACUGCGGGUAAAUAACUCAGAUACCAGUGAAGACCAUCUGGCUGCUUGUUUGAACCCA
Messenger RNA from Pterocles gutturalis (yellow-throated sandgrouse), 1573 nucleotides. RefSeq names its product major facilitator superfamily domain containing 1 (gene MFSD1). The transcript has 15 exons. Gene Ontology annotation, molecular function: transmembrane transporter activity. Lineage: Eukaryota; Metazoa; Chordata; Aves; Pterocliformes; Pteroclidae. The record is from RefSeq and is a predicted model, not a curated record. The coding region runs from base 1 to 1353 and encodes 450 amino acids. Gene Ontology annotation, biological process: transmembrane transport. Gene Ontology annotation, cellular component: lysosome.